Wyeomyia smithii (pitcher-plant mosquito) is the source of this 1852-nucleotide messenger RNA. RefSeq names its product uridine 5'-monophosphate synthase (gene r-l). Gene Ontology annotation, biological process: 'de novo' pyrimidine nucleobase biosynthetic process; 'de novo' UMP biosynthetic process. The record is from RefSeq and is a predicted model, not a curated record. NCBI's taxonomy places the organism in Eukaryota, Metazoa, Arthropoda, Insecta, Diptera, Culicidae. Gene Ontology annotation, molecular function: orotidine-5'-phosphate decarboxylase activity; orotate phosphoribosyltransferase activity. The transcript is spliced from 4 exons. Bases 191 to 1654 code for a protein of 487 amino acids.
UGUAUAGGUUCGCUAGUACUCCCACACUUCUUCCUUUUAGUUUUAUUGCUUAUUUAGAUGCCGAAACGUUAAGGUCAAUGCCAAAUCUCGUUUUAUGAAUUUAUUACAAGUGAAUCUUCAAUAGUGAAUCGGCAUCUGGUAGAAAAGUGAACCACGUGUAUACUCGCUGACAGUCGCAACAAAACCAGUAAUGGAUCAAACAAAACUCAAGGAACUCGGUAUUAAGUUGUUCGAGAUCAAUGCGUUCAAGUUUGGCGACUUCAAGAUGAAGGUCGGCAUUAACUCGCCGGUUUACUUCGACUUGCGGGUCAUCGUCAGCUAUCCGGAUGUGAUGAACGCAGUCUCUGAUUUGCUGACCGAGUAUAUUAAACUAAUCAAAGUGGACACGGGAGUUCAUCUUUGUGGUGUACCAUACACGGCACUGCCCGUAGCGACGCUAAUUUCAAUUAAAGCCGACAAGCCCAUGCUGAUUCGACGAAAAGAAGCGAAAACCUACGGCACGAAGAAGCUGAUUGAGGGGAAAUUCAACGCCGGUGACAAGUGCCUUAUUAUCGAAGAUGUCGUAACUUCGGGUUCCAGCAUAUUGGAUACGGUGAAUGAUUUACGAGCGGAGGGACUAAUCGUGACAGAUGCCAUAGUGGUAGUUGAUCGCGAACAAGGUGGCUCAAAAAAUACCGAAGAGAGCGGAGUCAAAAUGCAUUCACUAUUUACAUUGUCCUUCCUGCUGAAUGUACUGCAUGAAGCAGGUCGCAUCGAAGAAAGCACAGUGUUGGCUGUAUCCAAGUACAUCAAGGCCACACAAAUUCGAAGUGAUGGAUCGUUUAUGAAGAACGGAACACAAGUUGUCAACUUAUUGAACCGCAUGGGAAUGACCUUUGAAGCGCGAGUCGAUUUGGCCAAAUGUGCACUUAGUAAGGAUUUGAUGAAGCUCAUUGCCACUAAGAAAACUACGCUGUGCCUAGCCGCUGAUCUAACUAACUCAGAGGAAAUUUUGAACCUCGUAGAGAGAGUUGGUCCGUAUAUCUGUCUCUUGAAAACGCAUAUCGACAUCGUUGAGGAUUUCAGCGAAAAUUUUGUUAAGUCGCUCCAAUCGCUGGCCAAGAAGCACAAUUUCAUGAUUAUGGAGGAUCGCAAAUUUGCUGAUAUUGGUAACACAGUCUCACUUCAAUACGCCAGCGGCCCAUUCAAAAUAUCGACCUGGGCGGACUUAGUAACGGUACAUUCGCUUCCCGGCCAAGGCAUCCUGAAAGGCCUAAAAUCAGUGCUAAAUGAUGUUACCCAGGAGAGAGGUGCCUUUCUUCUAGCAGAGAUGAGUUCUCAAGGAAACUUGGUUACACCGCAAUAUACUGCAGCCACGAUGAAAAUGGCCACAGAAACGGAUGUUGAUUUCGUCGCUGGAAUUGUUUGCCAGAGCCCAGAGCUGGUCUCCUUCCCAGGUUUACUGCAACUAACACCCGGAGUUAAGAUUGAGGAAGGAAUUGACAGCUUGGGACAGAAGUACGACAGUCCCGAACAUGUGGUCAAAGUUAAGGGAGCGGAUAUUUGCGUUGUGGGCAGAGGUAUUCUGAACGCAAAGAACCAAACAGACACGGCAAAACUCUAUCGAGAUAGACUAUGGACAGCGUACUGCGAACGAGUUGGAUUAAAUGAAUAGGCAUGGAUUGCCUAGCAUAGCAAUCGAAUGUUCCUUGAGCUUCAAGAGCUUCAAGAUUAGAGCUGUAGAUUAAUUUGAUUGUUCAAAAUAGCUACCUGACUGUUGGAAGCAGAAACUAUAUUUGUGAAACCAUUCCUAGUUUUGUAUUCAAAAUUUUGAAACGAAUCUGAUAAAUAUAUAAAAUUUACCGCAAUUCAA